Molecule: messenger RNA, 2705 nt
Organism: Etheostoma cragini (Arkansas darter)
Lineage: Eukaryota; Metazoa; Chordata; Actinopteri; Perciformes; Percidae
Gene: lonrf4
Product: LON peptidase N-terminal domain and ring finger 1
Exons: 12
Coding region: 568-2364 (598 amino acids)
Molecular function (GO): protein binding
Source: RefSeq, a predicted model, not a curated record
CACGUGGUCUUUAUUUAUGUAAUGUAAUGGUGUUACACAGUAACCCAGCUCUGUGGCUGUAGAUGCGUCGUAACAGGGGCUAAAAGCUGACACGGACAACCAAAAAGAAAGAAUAUCAAUGAAAAACUACUGGGUCGUGGUUCGUGUUGCGUUCGAGGAGCUCCGAGCGGUGAGGAAAGCAGAGGCGCAGUGAGCUGAGUUCUGUUUGAUUCAGGCUGCUUGGAAGGGGGAGACGUUAUGCGCCCCAAACCAAAGACUAAGUUAGUGCUGAGAAUGAGUAAGGGCACUGGAUACAUUUGUAUCUACCGCGGGAAUUUGUAGAGUAAGCACAAUGGUAGCGUAGAUUAGCAGUAACGUUAGCUAGCUAGACAGACCCCGGACGGGGUUGCUAGAUUAUCGAAGAAGGGACCCGUUUACUGUGUCGCUAGUUGUCCCCGUGUGUUAUUUAAUGGUCCAUGCAGUACUAUCACACAAACGAGCCUUUCCGUCCGCAUUGCUUCGAAGAAAAAAGCAACACAUUUAGCAGUUGGACGUUUUUCCGGUGACAUAAGCCAUCCACCGUCCACCAUGGAUCUGCUGGAGUGUCCGCUCUGCCUCUUCCUGAUGUGCGAGCCGGUCACCAUGUCGUGCGGCCACACGUUCUGCCGGAGAUGCGUGGGGGGCUACCUUCCGUCCAAAUGCCCGUCGUGCAAGGAGAGGUUAAAACAAAGAGACGUGAAAAUCAUGAAGAACAACGUUUUGCUGGUCGGCGUCGUUGAGAAGGUCUGCCCCGACGACACGAAGACGAAGUGCCAAAUACAGGAGAAGCUCAAAGCCAACGAGUUCAUGGAAGCUUUACGCAUUGCAAAUGAGGGGCUACACUUAGUCCCAGAUGACCCGGGUUUGAAGGUGUACAGAGCUGAAGCUAACCGGGGCCUGAUGCGUUUCUCUGAUGCUCUGACAGACCUGGACUACCUCUGCUGCCUUCGUCCUAGCUGGACUGAGGGCUUCUUUCGUAAAGGGAGUGUGCUGCUGGAACUGGGUCAGCACACAGACGCCCUCAUCCAGUUCUACCGAUGCCUAAAACUUCAUGCUGACUUUGGCCCCGCAAAGAGCCAGAUCAAGAAGAUUCUGGAGGCAGAGGGCGUGGCAGUGCCGGACGAGGCAUCCUGUAUCUUGCAGGUGGUGUCUGAGUACCUGAAGGGUCCCUGCCCCAUCACCAGCGUCUGUGACUCCCAGGGGCCAAGUCACCCUGAGGGCCUCAAACACUCAUGUGGGGAUGAUGGAGAGGGAAAAGGGAGGAGAGAGGCCCACCAGGUAUGGGGCUCGAAGGUGAAGCAGGACACGGGUACCGAGUGCUGCCUCAGCCUCUGCCAAGCUGUGUCCUUCCUCCCGGCUGCUGAGGAGGACGAGGAGAUGAUGAUGAGUAAGGAAGAUGGACAUGGCAAGGGUACAAAUGGUCCGAGCAGGGAGAAAAGGCUGAGUGUUCUCACCGUGUCAGACUUUGAGUGUCCUCUCUGCAUCAGGUUGUUCUUCGAGCCAGUCACUACGCCCUGUGGUCACACCUUCUGUAAAAACUGCAUAGAGAGGAGUCUGGACCACAACCUCCGCUGUCCUCUGUGCAAACAGCCCCUCCAAGAGUUCUUUAAAAACAGGAAGUACAACCCCACCGCUCUGCUCCAGGAGAUCAUGGCCCACCUUUUCCCCUCCCAGCUGGCUGAGCGGAAGCAGGUCCACGAUGCCGAGAUGGCUGAACUGUCCAAUCUGACUAAGGACAUCCCUAUAUUUGUCUGCACGGUGGCCUACCCUGGACUGCCCUGCCCCCUGCACAUCUUCGAGCCUCGAUAUCGGCUGAUGAUGCGGCGCUGCAUGGAGACUGGCACCAAGAAGUUUGGCAUGUGCAGCUAUGAGCAUGGCAAGGGGUUUGCAGACUACGGCUGCAUGUUGGAGAUCCACAGUCUGGAGCUGCUGCCUGAUGGGCGCUCCUUCGUGGACGCGGUGGGGGGCAGCAGGUACAAGGUGCUGAAGAGAGGUCAGAGAGAUGGCUACCACACCGCUGAUAUAGAGUACCUGGAGGACCUCAAGGUUGAUGGGGGUGAGUUGGAGCUUUUGGAGAGUCUCCAUGAUAGUGUGUACCAGCAGGCUCAGGACUGGUACCAGCGUCUUGGCAGCCGCAUCCGGGAUCAGAUCAACAGACAGUACGGCACCAUGCCAGAUAAGGAGGAAAACAUUCAGGCCUCGUCCGACGGUCCCGCCUGGUGCUGGUGGCUGCUCUCGGUCCUCCAGCUGGACCCUGCCUAUCAAACCACUGUCCUGUCCCUGACCUCACUCAAAGACCGCUUGGGACACCUCCGACUCGUCUUGGAGUACUUCUCUCAGAGCUAGACCCCAGCUAUCCAUCAUCCAUGCCACCGAGCUGGACUCUGAAACCUAAAGGCCAAAUCAUGUGGUCAAUAGCAGACAGAACGGGAUUUUAUAACAAAAAACAGUGCAGUUGUACGGAGUUGGGCUUUUGGUGUUUGAGUUUGCAUGCGUUAUCUUUCUUGCACCACUUUGUUCCCCAGGAAGUCACGGGUUCAGCCUAGUUUCUGAAUAACGGUGUGCUUGCUGCAGCAGUAAGAACUACAGGGCCGACCAAAGAUGCUUCAUGUUUAGAUCCAUCUAAUGUAGUAAUACACUCUUUGUUGAUCAACUAAAUCAGUUCAAAUAUUAUUGCUAAAAAUAAG